AUGUUCAAGGCUUACAAGAACCUCUCGCCCAACGCCAGGCUCGGCGUCGGCGUCGGCGUCCUCAUCUGGGGUACGGCUGGGCUCUACCUCUCGGACCGCGCCGAGGAGCGGUUCGGCUUCAAGCCGACAGAGCAGGACAAGGAGGAGCUGCGGCAGAUGACGCCGCACAUUGUCGCGGUGGAGAGGGAAGAAAAGUGA
Messenger RNA from Beauveria bassiana ARSEF 2860, 198 nucleotides. RefSeq lists its product as uncharacterized. The coding region runs from base 1 to 198 and encodes 65 amino acids. The record is from RefSeq and is a predicted model, not a curated record. NCBI's taxonomy places the organism in Eukaryota, Fungi, Ascomycota, Sordariomycetes, Hypocreales, Cordycipitaceae. The transcript has 2 exons.